AUGAACUGUCGGCUGGAGGCGCCGCCGCUCGGGCCGCGGUGCGUCUCCUUCCCGGUGACGCCCGUCACGGCUCUCAUCCCGGCCACCGACCCGCUCCUGCUGCUGGGCAGCUCGGACUCGGUCGCCGCCUACCUGACCGCCUGCCGCCAGCACGGCGCCGCGCCGCUGCCGGCGGUGCUGUGGCUCUCGCUGGAGCGCACGGCACCGGACGAGCCGGCGGCCGCCGCGCUCGGCCGCAGUCUGCGCACCGGCGGGCUGCGCGUGCUGCACCUGGAGCGGUGCGCGUUGCACGGCCGGCCGCUGGCGCUGCUGGCCGCCGGCCUGCGCCACUGCGCCGCCCUGCGCCAGCUGUACCUGGCCGACAACGGGCUGGGCGCCGCCGACGGCUCGCUGCUGGGCGGCGCGCUGCGGCACAACCCCGCCCUGCAGCUGCUCGACCUGCGCAACAACCAGCUGGACGACGACGCCGCCGGCUACCUGCUGUCGGGCGUGGCCGAGCAGCAGCCGGCGGCGCCGCUAACCGGUCUGCUCGCGCUCAACCUGUGGAACAACCGGCUGACGGCGGCCGCGGCGGAGCCUCUCGCCGUGCUCCUCCACCGUCACCCGACGCUGGAGACGCUCAACCUGGGUCAGAACGCGCUGGGCGACGAGGCGGCGCCGCUGUGGAGCGGGCCGCUGCGACGCGGCAGUCCGCUGCGCCGGCUCGGUCUGCAGCGCUGCCGCCUCGGCGCCGGCGCCGCCGCCGAGCUGGGCCGCGCGCUGGCCGCUGGCGCGCCGCUGCGUCGACUGGACCUACGCGGCAAUCGGCUGGGCCUGGACGGGCUGCGCGCGCUGGCGGCGGGCCUGCGGGCCAGCACCAGCCUCGGCCAACUGGACCUGGACAGCGACGGCUGCUCGCCUGAGCGGGCCGACUCGGGCAUCGACUCGCCACGCGAGCCCGGAGACGGCGGCAGCCGAACCUCGCAGGACACGGCGCUCUCCAUGGACUCGAGCGACGCCGCCAGUGGAGACUGCCUGGACGCCAGCGGUCUGGCCAGUGGCGGCUGCAGUCUGGGCUCUGCCGAUAUGGCCAACUCGCUCGACUCUUCCAGCCUGCAUAGCUCGGACUGGUCUGCGAGUGAACUCGUGGCGGACUGGACGGCAGCCGGUCCGGAGGUAGACGCGGAGCCCGGCCCGUCGCCGUCGGCCAGUCCGCUGCCGAGUCCGACGCCGGGCGGCUCGCGGUUCCGCGUGUUCCGCGUGACACCGGCCGGCCCGCCCGCGCCGACGACUCUGCCAACAUCGACCUCGCGCGCGCACUUCGCGCCGGGCACGGCCGGCCGGGGCGAGCGGUGA
Pollicipes pollicipes is the source of this 1335-nucleotide messenger RNA. Its product is annotated as protein phosphatase 1 regulatory subunit 37. The transcript has 6 exons. The coding region runs from base 1 to 1335 and encodes 444 amino acids. Gene Ontology annotation, molecular function: protein binding. The record is from RefSeq and is a predicted model, not a curated record. Lineage: Eukaryota; Metazoa; Arthropoda; Thecostraca; Pollicipedomorpha; Pollicipedidae.